Molecule: messenger RNA, 567 nt
Organism: Maudiozyma barnettii
Lineage: Eukaryota; Fungi; Ascomycota; Saccharomycetes; Saccharomycetales; Saccharomycetaceae
Product: flavin reductase family protein
Exons: 1
Coding region: 1-567 (188 amino acids)
Molecular function (GO): FMN binding; riboflavin reductase (NADPH) activity
Source: RefSeq, a predicted model, not a curated record
AUGGGAUCCAAUUUAAUGAAGACCUACUUCAAACAAUCGAUGCAAAGAUUAUGUUUCCCUACGACAAUCAUUACUACAUCAUCAUAUGCUGAUAUGAUACCCAAAGACUUUCACGGCCUUACAGUCUCCUCAAUGACUUCUUUAUCGGUAAAUCCAUCACCUUUAUUGCAAUUUAAUGUCCAAAUACCGUCGUUAUCGUCGAAGAAUUUGCACUUGCAUGAUAUAUUUGCAGUACAUCAACUAAAACCAGAAUUUUCAUCAGUGGAACUUGUAAGAAGAUUUAGUAAAGGUAUAAAGCAUGGCGGAACCGAACCAUUUGUAGAGUUAAAAGAAACAAUUGAUUUUUCAAUAUAUAGAAAUGCAAUUUAUGAUUCGGAUAAGAGUGUUCUUCCAAUUUUGAAAAAUGUAGAACGAGUUCUAAUAUGCAAGAAAAAGGAAAGUUUUCCUGUAGCAGAUCAUGAAGUCUGGGUAGGGGAAGUCAUAGAUUGUAUUGUAAACGAUAAUACGAUCACUGGAGGAUUAUUACACUCCAAUGGUGAAUUUUAUAUGAUGGGUGAAAAAAUAUAG